Ostrinia nubilalis (European corn borer) is the source of this 2196-nucleotide messenger RNA. It is a transcript of the gene mbt, whose product is annotated as serine/threonine-protein kinase PAK mbt. The coding region runs from base 294 to 1991 and encodes 565 amino acids. Gene Ontology annotation, molecular function: protein serine/threonine kinase activity; ATP binding. Lineage: Eukaryota; Metazoa; Arthropoda; Insecta; Lepidoptera; Crambidae. Gene Ontology annotation, biological process: protein phosphorylation; regulation of MAPK cascade; intracellular signal transduction. The record is from RefSeq and is a predicted model, not a curated record. Gene Ontology annotation, cellular component: cytoplasm. The transcript has 9 exons.
CGUGUGUAUUGUGAUACGUACUGCCUGCCCAACAAAAAGAGAAUUUAAUUUAAAAAGUCGUCGAUUUUCGAUAAAGAUGACCGAUUAAAUUAUUCCAUUUUGUACUUGUUAGUGUUUUAUUACUAAUCACAAAUUGUUAGAAGUCUCAAGACAAUAUUAAUCAGUUAAUUCAAUUUGCUUGGUAACUAAUGGCUGCUAUGGAAUGUCGGAGUAGGUUGUUGAUUUAGUAUUCAGCUUGUGUUCUUGAGUCCUACAACUGGCUAAAGUCCAAAUAUAACUUGAGUUACUAAAAAAUGUUCUCGAAGAAGAAGAAGAAGCCACUCAUUUCUCCACCAAGUAAUUUUGAACACAGAGUUCAUACUGGAUUUGAUAAGAGAGAAGGAAAAUUUGUGGGCUUACCAUUACAGUGGGCCUCUUUAGUUGGUAACAACCAGAUACUAAAGUCCACUAACCGACCUCUGCCUUUAGUAGAUCCCUCUGAAAUAACACCAACUGAAAUACUAGAUCUCAAAACUAUUGUGAGAGGUGACCAUCGAAUUACCUCAGUUUCUUCCAUCAGUCGUCCAAUGUCUACUACCAUGCCAAGUCAACCAGUUCAGAAUGGUGUUAUUCUGCCGAAGACUUCAAACGUUGCCAGGUCUAACUCAUUGAGGAGUUCAAGCCCACCGAAGAUCCGUAGAGAGUUACGAAGUCAGGCUAAUGUGCCUCCAGCUGUGCCGGAAGAGUCUCCCCCUGUGCCUCCAGCACCACAGCAAUACCCCAGUUUGCGAAGAGAGCCAAGCAACUAUACUUUGAGUAAAACGAUACCUGAAUCCCCUGUGGACUGGUCUCAAUCAACACACGAAGCCACAGUAAGGGCCGUUCCAGAAGUAAAUGAUAAUCACCGGGUGGGCAUGACAUAUCUGAAUGUGCAGAAUGCUAAUGUGCCUUACCAACACAAUCAUCCUCCUCAGCCAAUGGUUCACAACAUGCACCAAGGUCACAAUGGAAAUAAUGCCAACAUGGGUGAGUCAUACCCAAUGGCGCGUCACCAGCAUGCGGUACCGGCGGCCGCGGCGCCGCACCUGCCUCUCGCCGCCUCCAAGCACGAGCUGCGGCUCACUCACGAACAGUUCCGUGCUGCUCUGUGCCUGGUGGUGAGCGAGGGUGACCCGCGGGCUUCCUUAGCGGGCUUCAGCAAGAUCGGCGAAGGCAGUACGGGCGUGGUGUGUGUUGCCACAGAGAAGGACACCGGCCGCCGCGUCGCCGUCAAGAUGAUGAACCUGCGGCAGCAGCAGCGGCGCGAGUUGCUGUUCAACGAAGUGGUGAUAAUGCGCGACUACCCUCACCCGAACAUCGUGGAAAUGCACGCGUCGUACCUGGUCGGCGACGAGCUGUGGGUGGUGAUGGAAUACAUGGCGGGCGGCGCGCUCACCGACAUCGUGACGCGCCACGCCGCCAGGAUGGACCCCGAGCUCAUCGCCACCGUCUGCAAGCAGUGCUUGAAGGCGUUGGCGUUCCUCCACGCUCAAGGCGUCAUACACAGAGAUAUCAAGUCUGACUCAAUACUCAUGACAGCAGACGGGCGCGUCAAGUUGUCAGAUUUCGGUUUUUGUGCUCAAGUAUCUCAGGAACUUCCAAAACGAAAAUCUCUUGUGGGAACACCAUAUUGGAUGUCACCUGAAGUAAUAUCGAGAUUGCCAUACGGUCCCGAAGUGGAUGUCUGGUCGUUGGGCAUUAUGGUCGUGGAGAUGGUAGACGGCGAGCCACCAUUCUUCAAUGAACCACCCCUUCAGGCGAUGCGGCGCAUUCGCGACAUGCCGCCGCCGCGGCCGCGCCACGCCGCGCGCUGUCCGCCGGACCUCAUGUCCUUCAUUGAGUGCGCCCUGGUGAGGGACCCGGGCGCGCGCCAGUCCGCCGCCCGCCUAUUACACCACCCGUUCUUACGGCGCGCCGGGCCGCCGGCUUUACUUGUGCCGCUGAUGCAACACCAUCCACACGUGCAGCAGUAGAAGAUUGCCCCAGUGAAAUGUCAGUACUUUCUUCCAUAUCCGCAGCGACCCAUAAUGACCAAAAGUAUUGGCCAAACUCCGUACUUUCUUCCGCCCAAGCCGUGGCCCGCCGGAUCUCAUGUCCUUCAUCGAGUGCGCGCUGGUGCGAGACCCGGGCGCGCGCCAGUCCGCCGCGCGCUUGCUACACCACCCGUUCUUACGCCCC